Messenger RNA from Meloidogyne enterolobii, 663 nucleotides. Lineage: Eukaryota; Metazoa; Nematoda; Chromadorea; Rhabditida; Meloidogynidae. The record is from the annotation of a GenBank genome assembly.
AUGUCUGCUCCUGGAUCUCUAGCCUGUUCUAAAAUACUCUAUCCUGAAACAGAACAAAGCCAAUUAGUUAAUGUCGAAGAUUUGGAAUUACCCAAAGGAGAAGAGACAAAUAUGUUGGAAAGUGUAAGCAAUGGGGCAGUAAUGGCAAUACAACUUGUUGUCGCAAUUAUAGCGAAUUUAAUUGUUUUUCUAGCAUUGCUAGCUUUACUAAAUUCGGUUUUGGGGUGGAUGGGAGAACUACUUUUUCUUGGCUAUCUAUUUUUCCCUCUUGCUUUUGUUAUGGGUGUUACAAAUCCAGGAGAAACAUUUAUUGUAGCACAAUUAAUGGGUACAAAGACUGCAUUAAAUGAAUUUGUGGCCUAUAAACAGCUUGGCCAGUUAGUCAAACAAGACAAACUUUCGCCUCGUUCUGCAAUGAUAGCGACCUAUGCUUUAUGUGGCUUUUCCAACUUCACGUCCAUUGGAAUCCAACUUGGGACCCUUGGGGGAAUGGCACCCUCCAGAAAAAGACUUUUAUCCCAAUUAGCAUUACGUUCCCUUCUGGCAGGCUGUAUUUCUUGUUUUUUAACUGCUUCUUUGGCUGGUGUAUUAAUCGACCAACCCAUCCUAUGCCGUCCUCAGAAUGAAAAGGAACAUUGUUUUGAUGUAAAUAAAUUUAUUUAA